Messenger RNA from Filobasidium floriforme, 816 nucleotides. Its product is annotated as thioredoxin-like protein. Lineage: Eukaryota; Fungi; Basidiomycota; Tremellomycetes; Filobasidiales; Filobasidiaceae. The record is from RefSeq and is a predicted model, not a curated record. The transcript is spliced from 9 exons. Bases 43 to 816 code for a protein of 257 amino acids.
UAUAACCCCAUCAUAAGUCUGUAGAAUCGUCACCUCAUCAUUAUGCCAUCCAAGACUCCUCAAAUAACGUUACAUCACCUGAACAAGAGCCGGAGCGAGCGAUUGUUCUGGCUAUGCGAGGAACUCGAGCUACCGUACGAAGUGAAGGUAUGGCUACGAAAGCCCAUCCGAGCACCAUCCGAGCUCAAGACCAUACAUCCUCUCGGUAAAGCUCCGGUCAUGACGGACGGCGACCUCGUCAUCGCUGAAAGCGGAGCGAUAGUCGACUACAUCCUCAAUACCUACUCUCCCACCCCACCCGCUUAUUCUCUGCAUGACUCUUACUUCUCGCACUACGCCGAGGGGAGCUUGACGUUGUUCUUGCAGAUGGGGAUCACUUUCACGGGGUCGGCGAGCAUGGCACCUUGGUACAUCAAGCCGGUCAUUGAUGGUUUUGUCGGGAAAGUGAAGGCGGGCUACGUAGAUGGGCAGAUCAAGAUGCAUUUCAACUUCCUGGAAGAAGAACUGGGUAAAUCGCCUACGGGUUGGUUCGGGCAUAAAGAAGAACCGAGCGCUGCCGACUACAUGCUCCUCUACCCGAUAAACACCGUCAUUUCUGACCCUUCCCGCGUGUCCGGCCUGACCGUGGGGCCUCGUCUACAAGAUUGGAUGCAAAGGGUGAAAUCGCGGCCGGCUUAUCAGCGAGGCUUUGAGCGAUUGAAGGAAGAGGAGAGGAAGGCCAAGGAGGAAAAAGAGAAGGUUGAGGGUGGGGAACAGACUGUUGCUGUGGAGCAGGCUGGGAGUGGGACUGCGAGUACCAUGAAGAGCAAACUAUGA